AUGGAACCUAAAAAUAUCAUAUUAUAUAUUUAAUACCAGAGAGAGGCUGAAGAAGAUGUCAAAAUAAAUUAGCAAAAUGCAUCCAACAGUAAUGAAGAGAGUGUCACUAAUUCCAUUUGCAUCUCUCAUAGAAUAGAUAUAAAAAAGGAGUUUAAUCAAGGUGCCCAAUAUCCCAUAACUAAAAUGGAAAAUACUGGAGGUCCUAACAUUAUAGAGGGCAUUUCCAUAAGAAAUAAUGCUGCUGUCUUUAAAACAGUAACAGCCAUUCUAAUUCUGUUAAAGUAACAUACCAAUCCCCCAUUAUACACAUUCUUAUCUUAGAGAUCUCCAGUCUAUAUUAAGUCUAUAAAUCUUAAUGAUAGCUAUCAACUAUUCAUUAAACACGAAUUAAGGGCAGCUUUUGUUUUGCUAUUAAAUUUAUAAUAAGAAUUGAAUUAUGUUAUUUAGAUAAUGAUGAAAGAACAAUACAAACAAAACAUAAAAAAAAUGACUGUAUUUAGAGUUCCUGCACAAUAUCUUAUAGCUAACAUAUUAAACAAUCCAAUAGAAAUUCUAUUCCAACAGAUGCAAAGAUAAUUUUAUCUAUCUAUCUGA
Paramecium tetraurelia is the source of this 594-nucleotide messenger RNA. RefSeq lists its product as uncharacterized. Lineage: Eukaryota; Ciliophora; Oligohymenophorea; Peniculida; Parameciidae. The record is from RefSeq and is a predicted model, not a curated record. The transcript has a single exon.